UCCACCAACCAAACACGCGAUGGCUGACUCUACCGACUUUACCGUUAGAGAACUAUAUCUCCAACACUCUGACGCUAAGAAGUUAGCCAACAUAAUUGUAGAGGACAUGUACCUCAUCAAAAAUUGGGAACAACUCUGUGUCCCAUUCAACGUUAACAAUUCUCAGAAACUCUUGUGGCGGAGACACCUCGACAUGGGAGUUAUAUCGUAUCACAGAGUCAUCGAACAACUUCUCGAAGAAUGGUUAUCAUAUAGAAGGACGUUGAAUGAUCUUACACACCUCUUGGACAAGGAAGGCUUCAGACUUACAGCAGAAAAUAUCAAGGACCGGUUUAUCUUGGAUUCAAACCAACAGGCUUGAUCAAUUUACGCAACGUUUUACAAUUUCACAAUUGUAAUGUUUCACUUUCACAUUAAUUAUUAUGCAUUAUGAUUUCCCAGAUGGAAUGAAUAAAGUUGAUCAUAAAUUGGAGGCUUAAA
Folsomia candida is the source of this 480-nucleotide messenger RNA. RefSeq lists its product as uncharacterized. Lineage: Eukaryota; Metazoa; Arthropoda; Collembola; Entomobryomorpha; Isotomidae. The record is from RefSeq and is a predicted model, not a curated record. The transcript has 2 exons. Bases 20 to 361 code for a protein of 113 amino acids.